AUGGCCGCCUUCGACCUCUGGACUCACGAGUUCUGCCUCGGCUGCGACAAGCAGACCGAUGGUACUGCCUACUGCUCCGAAUCCUGCCGCCUCGCCGACUUCGAGAAGACAUCUUCACCCAGCUCAGUUGCCAGCUCGCCCGGCUUGAACACCCCUUCCUACCAUUGGACUUCUUCAAGGCAACAGUCCAACAACUUUUACCUCUCGCCCGCCUACGACUUCACCAACGCUCAACCCUACGGCAGCACCCCCUCCAGACAAUCCUACCUCUCGUCUUCGAGGGCACCCAUCACCACUCGCCGCAUCCUGACCACUUCGAGCUCCAACUCCAGCCUGUGCUCGAUGCAGAGCACAACAUCAUCCAACACCGAUGGCAGCCAGCUUUCAGAGAAGGCCAAGAGGGAGCUCCAAGCCUACGCCGUGUCUUUUGAUCAAGCGAGACUCCAGCGUCGGCGAUCCGCCUAA
Molecule: messenger RNA, 465 nt
Organism: Colletotrichum abscissum
Lineage: Eukaryota; Fungi; Ascomycota; Sordariomycetes; Glomerellales; Glomerellaceae
Exons: 1
Coding region: 1-465 (154 amino acids)
Source: RefSeq, a predicted model, not a curated record